Molecule: messenger RNA, 636 nt
Organism: Sinocyclocheilus rhinocerous
Lineage: Eukaryota; Metazoa; Chordata; Actinopteri; Cypriniformes; Cyprinidae
Product: cell division cycle-associated protein 7-like
Exons: 4
Source: RefSeq, a predicted model, not a curated record
AGACCGCUGAGACAGACGAGAAGCUCUGCUCCGAGUGCGAAAGUGUUUAGCGUUUUACCCGUGACGGAGGAAGAGGAUGCGUGCAGCGGUUUUGAGAACGACCUGAACGACGACAUGACAGAAAUGAAAAUGGACUCUGAUUCUGAGGCCUGUUCGCCUCCCAGAAAAACUCGCAAAUCGUUCACGCUCCGAGUAGCCAUGAAGUUCCCGAACAAACGGGCCAGUCCUUCAAAGCCAGUGUCGCCUGAGUCCAAACCUGAACCUAAAGACCCCGAGUCUGACUCUGAGGGAGACAACUUCAUGCUGAAGAGAGCGCUGAACAUCAAAGAGAACAAAGCUAUGCUUGCUAAGCUAAUGUCAGAGCUGGAUAAGGUUCCUGGACUCAAUCCCAGGAGGGCUGCUUUGUCACAGGGCAAUACGCCUCGUCGUGUUCCUCGCCGGUCUCUGGAUGCCAGCGGCGCUCGCCGGAGAAACCCAGAGCGAACGUCCCGUCCUCACACACGCUCCCGGUCACUGGUGGACGGACCACCCUCCCCUGCUCCAGAGGAUGACCCUGAGGACCAAUACAGCUUGGUCCGCAGAAACAGAAAUUACGAAGAAGACGAUGAUGAAGAAGAGGUGCGUUACAUUAGUUAA